Messenger RNA from Tachysurus fulvidraco (yellow catfish), 6864 nucleotides. Its product is annotated as sterile alpha motif domain-containing protein 9-like. The transcript is spliced from 4 exons. Gene Ontology annotation, cellular component: cytoplasm. Bases 440 to 5011 code for a protein of 1523 amino acids. Lineage: Eukaryota; Metazoa; Chordata; Actinopteri; Siluriformes; Bagridae. The record is from RefSeq and is a predicted model, not a curated record.
UAAAAUUAUAUUUUAUCUGGAAUUUCUUGUUAGAUCGAAACAUUUCACUAAACUGAUUUCCUGCUUCAGUCUUAUUUACAUAACUAUUUAAUCUCAUAACACACAAAUGCUCAGUAAGCAAUUGAAUGUAAACUAAAACAGCUUAAAGAGUCGGUUGACUCACUCAGUCGUUAUGACUCGGUCUCCAUCAUUUUCAGCUUUCGUUUCUCUUACUUCUUCUUUAGAAACGAAACAGAACUCACCGAUUUCCUCCUUCCACCUGAGUCUCUGAGUUUUUUCCGCGUUGUCAGCUGGUGCAGAAGUGCAGAUUUUUACCGCAUAGGGGAUUGUUUUUAAUCGCGCUUUUAAAAUCGUAAACAUAGGUAAAUGAUGAGGACAGUUACAUCUUUCUUUUUAAAGAGCUUUUCUCAGCUUUGAGGAAGUUUGCUACAGUUCCAGGAUGGCCGAAAGGAGUCCUGAAGAAGAGAAUAUAAAUCAAGAAAUAUUACAUCCAACUGAACUUCCUGCAGAAAUUAAGAACUGGAAUAAAGAGCAUGUGAGAGACUGGAUUCUCAGAUUAACAGAUGUGGGUAAUGAAAAUGCUAAGAUACUGUAUGACCAGGAAUUCGUUGGAUCGAAUCUUCUAUUACUGAAGACAUCUGAUUUGCAUGAUAUAGGCAUUAAAGGUGGACCAGCAAUGCUGAUUAUUCACCAUAGAGAUAAACUGAAGGCUCACCCUUUGGACACCCUAGGAAGCCAAACUGGAAAUGCAUGCAAUCCCUAUCCUUUUAAUCAAUUUCAUGCUGCCUACCGAUACAAGGAAAACAGUAUACUUGAUAUAACAGAAACAGGGGCUCUUAACUUCAUAGAACCAUGUCAUGAGUACAAAGCUUUUAUUCAUUUCCAAAAUGUGACAACAGACGAUAAGUUGAAAAAGUUCACAGAUGAAGUUAUUAAAUUUUCUGCUGCUUGCAUGAACAGUCGUACUAAUGGUACAAUUCAUUUUGGGGUUGGUGAUUUACCAGAAUUCAGUCAUGGACAAAUUCUGGGUGCUACUGUUGAAAACAAAGAAGCAUUUCUUAAGAAACUAGCAGAAGUGAUUAUGUUGCGGUUUGAACACAAGCACACAGACGUGGCUAAAAAAUGUAUCAAACCACCAAGGUUUGUUGAGGUUCUUAAAGCAGACAUGACAUGCUCAGGAAAAUAUGUCAUAGAGGUGGAUGUCGAACCAUCCUUCUUGGUUUGUGAAAACAGGUGCUUUCACAUCCACAAUGUAGACUCAAAAAAAGCAAAAAAAUCUAAAAUCACAACUGAUAAAGAGGAUGGCGGCAAAUUCUUCUACAUUAGAGACAACAGCAGUAGCAGAAAUAUUUUUGUCCAGACUUCCUCCCCAAAGUCCUUAGAAGAGUACAACAAGUAUGUUGAUAAUAUGGCACAUUUGUCUCAGCUGAGGAAGAAAGCUGAGGAAGAGCACCUCACUGUUGUUAAAAGUAGUGUGCAGGGUUCUAAGCUCUGUGAGAUGCUAACAGGAGGCUCAGGGUCUUUGGACAAAUCUCACUUUGAGCGAUAUGUAUUAGUCAUUAACAAAUCCCAUCCAGUCCAAAAAGAGUCCCUAGCAUUUCUUCUGGACAUGAACCUAACAGCUGUUUUGGACUUUGAUCCAGAAUCUGCUGAGACUGGUUUGAAUAAGCUAUUUGAUGAGAGAAACACAAAUGUCCAUUUGCCUAUGCAAUAUAAAAUCACAGAGCCAGUUGAGGACAUUGCAAAUAAGCUGAAGCUGACCAGAGCCACAAGCUGGGUUUUCUGUAAUGGAAGAGUAAGAGAUGAACCACCCUCUGAUGUGGCUAACUGGCUAACAGAGAAAGGGUCCUCCAUUCGAGAUGUUGUGUCAUUCCUCUGUAGAAAGGAUGUGCUGCCUCAAAAAAAGUUUCUUAUCAUAUUCAUUCUGUUGAGUGAUGUUACUGACAAUCAUGAUCCUUUCCUUGAGACAUUCAGUAUGUUUUCGCAGGAGCUGAAAGGCACAGAGCAAAUCCUAUGCAUAUGUGAAAAUAAAAGAGCAUACACUUACUGGAAAGAUCUGAUUGAAGCAAGAUAUGGAAUAGACAUAGUAAGAAGAUGCAUUUAUGAGCUCAGUUUUGCAGAGAUUAAUGGUACUGUCCUCAGUCUGUGGUCAGAAAAUCGAAAAUCUCGCAGAUUUUUGCCUGGUGCUGCUGGUAAUGUUUUAUUACCAAAGAAAGUGGAGGGCAGCAUGGAUACACUGAAUGUUCUAUGUGUAAAUGAAUGUGAGGGUGGCAAUGAAGACAAACUGCAACUGGAAGAAACUUUUUACAAAGGAGGAAAGGUGUGCUGGUGGAAUUUCUAUUUUUCAGAACAGCCAGGAUCAACACCAUUUAUCAAACGAGACAAGUUUGACUACAUCAUUAAUACUAUUAUCCCAGAUGUGUGCUCCCUCAAGCAAGCUUGUGUUUGCUUCAACAUACUCCAUAUUCCUGGUUGUGGAGGAACUACACUGGCCAUGCAUGUUUUGUGGACUUUAAAACAAAAAUUUCGCUGUGCAGUUCUGAAAAAUAAAGAUGUUGAUUAUGUAGAUGUAGCCCAACAGGUAAUUACCUUGUUGACCAUAGAGCAUCAAUCCCAGCUUCCAGUGCUGCUUCUGAUAGACGACUUUGACGACUUUGAUGCUGUAAAUGAUCUUCAGCAGCACAUUGCAAGGGAAUGUCAGAAGAGAAAUGUAUCUCCUAAGUCUCCUCAGGUCAUCCUUAUGAACUGUAUGAGGUCUGAAUCACGGGAGCAGACUGAAGCAACAGAUGACACAGUUUUCAUUGGAAACAAAUUGACUGAGAAGGAACAAAAAUUAUUCGAGAACAAGUUAAAAGAAAUUGAAAAGAUUUACCAAAAUGCUGAAACAUUCUAUGGUUUCAUGAUCCUGAAGAAAGACUUUUCUACAGAGUACAUACAGGGUGUUGUGAAAAAUACACUGAAGGGCUUUAACUUUAAACAGAGGGAUGCUCAACUCAUUGCGGUUCUAGUACUCUUGAAUUGCUACUGCAAGAGUUCAAAGCUGUCUGUCUCUAUAUGUGAAGAAUUUCUUCGUCUGUCAACAAGACCUGACUUGACUUCAUGUAAAGUUGAAGAUGGAUUGGGGAAGUUUUCCACACUUGUAACACGAUGCACAGAAAACUCCAAGUUAGAGUUUCAGGCUAUGAGAGUGAUCCACGCAAGUAUGGCAGAACACUGCUUAAAGGAACUUAAAACUACUUUUCAUGUAUCCCAAGCACAGAUCACCGACUUCCUACUGACAACAGAAGUGUUUUAUGGUUGCAUUCAGGGAAAGGAUAAACUCAUGCAGGACGUUCGCUAUAUGUUGGUGAAAAGACAUUACUCAACUGAAAGUGUUCAAGCAGAUCUUCAGUUUUCACCGCUUAUCCAAGCCAUUGCAAAGGAGACUCCUGGUUGCGAAGAAAAUGUCUUGCUUAAUGCUGCCAAACGCUUUGAAAAAGAUGCAGUAAUAUUCCAGCUAAUUUCCAGGUACCACUAUCUAGAGAAAAAAGAUUAUAGAGAGGCAAAGGUUUGGGCAAAGAAGGCAAGAGUUCUCCAGGUAAAUAACUCCUACAUUUGUGAUACAUCUGCACAAGUAAUUAAGCAUGAACUGAAAAAUGCAAUGAGCAAUGAAAAAGAUGAUGAAAUAAAACCUGACAAAUUGAAAGAAUAUCUCAAAAUGGCUGAGAUUGCAACAGAAGCUUUCAGAGAAACACAAGAAAUUGCUAGAAGGGAAGUUUUACUUCGAUAUCAAACAAAAAAAGACUUCAGCCCCUAUAACACAGCUGGUCGCCUUGGAGAGCUUGAAGUUGCAGUUAUGGUGAUAAAGAUACUGGAAAGGAUCCCAGUGUUUUGUUUAGACAAGCUUCGUCAUGACAUUCUGAGCCAAGUUCUCUCAGGUAAAUUGAAAAUACAAGAUAUGGCAGCAUAUGACCCAAAAAAGCAAAAGAAUGCUUCUUAUUACCAACUUCUCCGGGAAUUUUCAGAUCUCCUGUAUAACCUCAGAGACAACAUGAAGAAGCACUUUGAUUUUCUUGAUAAGUAUUCUGUCAACCUGAGCUCAUUUUACUCCCAAAAAGGUACCAGAGAUCUCUGGACUAGAGAGAAGAUCUUCUCAUGCUUUCAACAGUAUGUUAAAUUAUUUUGCAGUUCAGACAAAAAAGAAUUGAUGAAAAACAGUGCAUUGAACACCAUGCUCAAAAUUGAGACGACACGACAAAGCCUGGAAAAAAACAAAGCUGAUUCCUACAGUGGACUCCUUAAAUAUCUUUCCAAAGAAAAUUUCAAAUCAGAGGGAAGUACAAUUGAACAAAUCGUCAAAAAUUAUGACUUUAUUCUGAGAAACUCUCCACCACAAAAUGACAGGCAUUUCAAGGACACCGUCAACUUCAUCUACGCAAAUAUUGUUCUCAGUAAAAUUAGCCCUGAAUCUCGAUUUCUUGUACCCUACAGGGAACUUCAUAUACUUGUCUGCCAAACACUUCAACGUCGCACCCCUCUCAAAGACAGCUUAGCAUUGCAUUUUACUGCAGUGAUGAUGCUGUGGCCGGAUAACGUGUCAGUUGAUAAGUUGAGUGACAGGAUGGGAAGUUAUGUAUCACAGAUGAAAAGUUCCUUUUCAAAUGAAAUGAAACCUGUAUGCAAUGGCAAGAGAGCAGUUGUUCAUUUUUACCUGGGGAAGAAAACAGGUUUUGAUCGACUGAUCAUUCAGAAGGACAUUGAUUCAUGUGUGGACUCACAGCAGACAAUGUCAAGAGAACUGCAAAAUGGAAAGGUAUGGGAAAACGAAAAAGUCCAAACUAUGCUCCGUAGAGUCACAGGAACUGUCUCUAGAAAUGCCAUUAUGGCAGACACAGCAAAUCCAGAUGUAAAAGUUCCAGUCUGUCCAUUGUUUAAAAGUCAGUUGUGCGGAGAUCUGGAUGAGCGUGUAUCAUUUUUUGUUGGAUUUACCAUGAAUGGUCCAGUUGCAAUUGGCAUUCACCCUGUGUCAUAGAUUUCUGAUUGACUUAGUGAAGGCCUUCACACCAUUCAGUGGUGUGUCCUUUUAGAUAUGAACCAAUCAUAUCCUCAUAAUUUUCGGCAAAAAAUGCUAAUAUUGUGGUCAGUAUUCACCACAAAUUUUUAUCCAACAUUGUUACUAAAUAGGCUGAAGGGUGUAGCUGGCUAAGCCUUGUGAAGCCUAGACAAUCUGCCAAAUUACUGAAGUUAUUAAGGCUUUUAAAAUAAUACACCAUAGUAGAUGUUUAUUAGUAUGUUACUAGGUCACUAGACUAAUCUCUGAAAAAUUAUUUUUAAAAAAAGAUCCUUUAUUCCACCACUAGAGAGAGCUAUAGGACUUUCUAAGCUGGUGUUUUAUGCCUUCCACUCAGUUAACUUUCCAAAACAAAAUAACAUAUUGUGUUUGUGUGUUUGUGUGUUGAAAUAUAACUGAUUCUGCACUGAUUACUGUAAUAUAUGGAUCUCUCUAACUGUUUUUGUUUGUUUAAUAAAAAUAUUGCUUCUUGUAUGCUAGGUAAAAACAGAAAUGCUUAUGAAAAAGUCUUAAAGCACUUAAUCACUAUAUAGACACCCAAAAGAGUGUCUAUCUGCACUGUAUAUUCUAGACUUCAGAACUGUGUAUGUAUGUACAAUAUGUAUUGUAUUUUAUUAUGGAAUAUAUAAUGUUAAGCAUCCAGAGAAAAUUAUAAUUUCAAGAUCUCACUCUGGAAAAGAUGCUUUCAGACUCUUUCUCUAAGAUUGGAGACACUUAUAGUUCGAUCUUUGAUAUUUCUUCCAAAAACCUUGUUGAACACAAAGUUGCACACUAGUGUAACGUAACACAGAACCAUGGGCCAGUAAUCCACAAUGUGAUGGUAUCAUUUGCCUUUUGUUUUAGAGAACCGUGUAAACCUUUGUAAUCCCUGCCUUUCAGUUUGCUUGCAGAUCUAUAUUGAAUCUAAGAAUAUAUAUCCAUAAUUCAGCUCCAAUAAGCUGUUUCAUGCUGUGGCUAUUAGUACUUGUUCUUUGACAACAGAACAUCUCUGUGCACCUCAUGAAAUGUAGACAAUCCUUUGUGCUAGCUGUACUGUCUGUGAAAACACUGACAACACCAGCAAAUGAAAUGGAGGCAGAAAUCUCUGGUAAUGAGGGGGAUUAUAAUGAUUGCUAGAAUCUAACAAUUUGGCAGAAGCAAAUUAAAUUUAAUUCAGAUGCACAGAACACGUUCAGGAGUUCAGGAGCCAUGUGACCAUGCAGUCUAUGUGUGAUGUGGAAUAUGCCUUAACCUUUAAGUUAAUUGCUGUGCCACAAAAUUGUUUGUUUUGUGUAAAUAGUUUAUAUUCGAUUAAAUAAAUUUGGAGAACAAUUGUACUGUAAAAUUAAUCGAUUAUUAUUGUUUAUUUUGUGUUUCUGUACCAGAAAGGGCCGAAGUAGAACCCUUUGUUAACGGAUAAAGUGAUGUUACUACUACCAUUCAUAUAUUAAAUAAACCCAAGAAUGGUGUCUUCCAAAUGAUCUCAUGUUGUUCUCACAAUCAAAUGUUAUAGUAAUAAAUAAAUUUGGUGCUGAUUGUUCUCUGUUUUUUUGUGUAACUUCGAGAACGGUAGGGAGGUGGGUGCCAUCUUAUUUUGUAAAUUCUUUUUUUCUAAUGUUUUGUGUUAGCUUGGGAGUGAGUUCAGAUAAUCUGUUAUUUCUUUUAUUUUUGUGAUCUAGUUUAUCAAGAUUUCAACUCCCCAAGCAGUGGACCUUUUGUUUGUUAUUUUGGCGUUGCCCCCUCCUGAAGUUUUGUAUCCCCUCCUAAGUUGAACUCUCCUUAUUUACACUUGUUUUACACUGAUGUUUAAAUAAAAAUCUAUGAUUGAUACAGAA